GGGCUGCUCAGGUUCAGGCAGCUGGACACUGUCCCUGUCUGGCUGGGGCACAGUGCUUCUGGGCAGUUGAGUAAGAGCCGGGCCCUCAGCAGACAAACAGGCUUGUCUCUAUUGGUGGAUCAGCCAGUAGGUCCACAGGAAGGUUGGAAGUCAAGGAGUUUGGGGGAACUGGGUGAGGAGUUCAGGCCCACUCCUUGUAAAACUUUCCAGGAAGCACUUUUCUACUGGGGCAGCAUCCAGAUACUAGGGUACUCAUUAACCCCCUGGGUACCAGGAAAGGGCAGGAGGUAAGCACUGGGAGGCAGCUGAGGUCAUCCUUCUUUGAACUUCCACGUGGUAUUUACUCAGAGCAAUUGUUGCCAGAGGCCCAGGCCCUGGACUAUAAAGCGGAAUGUCUGCUCUCUGUGCCCAGAACCGAGCAGGCCUCCAUUCACCUUUCUUCUCAGAGAACAUCAUGGCAAGUGUGGCUGCAGUUCUGACCUGGGCUCUGGCCCUCCUCUCAGUGCUUUCAAUCACCCAGGCACGGAAAGGCUUCUGGGACUACUUCAGCCAGAGCAGCACGGACAAAGGCAGGGUGGAGCAGAUCCAGCAGCAGAAGCUGGCACGGGAGCCCACGAGCCUGAAAGACAGACUUGAGCCAGACGUCAGCAAUAUGAACAACUUCCUGGAAAAGCUGGGCCCUUUGAAUGGGCAGGGGAGGGAGCCUCCCGGGCUCCCACACGACCCGGUGGGCAUGCGGCAGCAGCUGCAGGAGGAGCUGGAGGAAGUGAGGGAGCGUCUGGAGCCCUACAUGGCCGAGGUGCACGAGCGCGUGGGCUGGAACCUGGAGGGGUUGCGGCGGCAGCUGCAGCCCUACACGGUGGAGCUGAUGGAGCAGGUGGCCCUGCGCGUGCAGGAGCUGCAGGAGCAGCUGCGCGUGGUCGGAGAGGGCACCAAGGCCCAGCUGCUGGGGGGCGUGGAAGAGGCGCGGAGCCUGCUGCAGGAGCUGCAGGACCACGUGGCAAACCACACUGGCCGCGUGAAGGCGCUCUUCCACCCGUACGCGGAGCGCCUGGUGACCGGCAUCGGGCACCACGUGCAGGAGCUGCACCGCAGCGUGGCGCCGCACGCGGCCGCCAGCCCGGCGCGCCUCAGCCGCUGCGUGCAGGUGCUCUCGCGCAAGCUCACGCUCAAGGCCAAGGCCCUGCACACGCGCAUCCAGCAGAACCUCGACCAGCUGCGUGAAGAGCUCAGCGCCUUUGCUGGCGCCGGUGCUGACGGUGCAGAGGAAGAGGCCCAGCCGGACCCCCAGGUGCUGUCUCAGGAGGUGCGCCAACGACUCCAGGCUUUCCGCCACGACACCUUCCUGCAGAUUGCCGCCUUCACCCGUGCCAUUGACCAAGAGACCAAGCAGAUCCAGCAGCAGCUGGCACCACCUCCGCCAGGCCACAGUGCCUUCGCUCCAGAAUUCCUACAAGGGGACCGAAGCAAGGCCCGGAGCGAGCUGCAGGCCCGCCUCGACGACCUGUGGGAAGACAUCAACUACAGCCUUCGUGACCAUAGUCCUGGCCAUCUGGGGGAGCCCUGAGAGUCUACUUGUCCACGUCCCAGAUUCUUGUCUGGGGAGCCCAAGAUCUGAACCUCUAACAUAGCUAUGUCCUUGACAGUGGCCUUUUGGGCAGAGGGUGGAGGGCCCUGCACAGGAUAGCUGAGGUCACUCAAAGGGCUGUUGUCCUAGGCCAUCCAGCCACCUGCAAUUCCCCCGUCCGGAUGCAUUACAUUCACCAGGCUUUGCAAA
This is a messenger RNA of Orcinus orca (killer whale), 1777 nucleotides long. It is a transcript of the gene APOA5, whose product is annotated as apolipoprotein A5. The transcript has 4 exons. Gene Ontology annotation, cellular component: blood microparticle; chylomicron; extracellular region. The record is from RefSeq and is a predicted model, not a curated record. Bases 392 to 1567 code for a protein of 391 amino acids. Gene Ontology annotation, biological process: cholesterol biosynthetic process; very-low-density lipoprotein particle remodeling; high-density lipoprotein particle assembly. Gene Ontology annotation, molecular function: phosphatidylcholine-sterol O-acyltransferase activator activity; phospholipid binding; cholesterol binding. Lineage: Eukaryota; Metazoa; Chordata; Mammalia; Artiodactyla; Delphinidae.